GCAAGAGAUCCGCCAGCAGAGUGGCAAACCCGGGCGAGGCUGGCCAUCACGUAUCUCUUCACUGGUAGACUAGAUCUUCAACCGUGCCACAGGGAUGCUGCUCAGCUGCCACUCUAUUCUCGUUCCGACGAUGGAUCCUGUUCACGCGGUGCAUCAUUGAUCCUAGUUUUGCGGAGUCCAUCUGCCCUUCUUCCCCCCAUCUGCGCCACACUCCCAUCUGUCUCUCUCCUUUGCAGUGAGACCAGUCACUCCGCUCUCUUCAAUUACUGGCCGUCAACGGUUGGAGCUCCAGCCGUGGCUCACUUCCCACCGAGAGGUGGAUCAGUGCGGGAUGCGGAAAUGAUUUUGCUGGCGAAAGCCUUGUUGUGGACCGAUUACGUGGAAAACAGAUUGGCGGAAUUGGUGCGCGAGCGAAGUUAUUCGGACCGCACGAUCCGACUUUCGCGGAUCUAGAUUUUGGAACUGAGGGUUGUGUUGAGGAGUAAGAUUAGGAAGUGACGACAAGGAGAAGGAGGAGGAAGAAGUUUGAUGGCGUCGCCGAGGUCUGCUGCGACCGGUGGGCUUGGAUUCCGCGGCGUCGGUAAGCAGGGUAAUGCGGGGCGUGCUCCCAAUGGGAGCAGCACAAACAUUCCGGUAGGGAUGCACCAUGGUCGGAGAACUUCGAGUGGGAGAUUCAUGAAUUUGUCCCGUGACGAGAGUGAACUAGGCGCCGUCACAGACAGUGAAAUGGGAUCCGAUUUCCUUUACACGGUGCAGAUCCCAGCCACGCCGGACCACCAGCUGAUGACUGCGAAUCCGUCCAGCCGCUCAGUCGAUUCGGCUAUUUCUGGGAAGGCAGAGCAGCAGUUCGUAUCGAGCACCAUUUUCACUGGAGGAUUCAAGAGUGUCACUCGAGGUCACGUGAUGGAGAAGAUGAUGGAAAGUGAAGGCAGCCAUCCGCAGCUCGGAGGUGCCCGUGGUCCCAUCUGCGCCAUGGAGGGGUGCGACGGAAAAUCCAUGCGCGAUGAGCGCGGCGACGAAUUGUUCCCUUGUGAAUGCAACUUCAGGAUAUGCCGAGAUUGCUACGUUGACGCCCUGAACGGCAAAGGGCUUUGUCCCGGUUGUAAGGAGGAGUACAAGAUUCCUGACGAACCUCCCACCCACACCGAUGUUCGCCGCGAUGACUUGCGGGCAUUGCCUCCUCCCAACCAUGACGAUGUCACUUCCGGCAGAAUGGACCGUCGACUGUCGCUCACGAAGCAGAAGCCUGGGCUGCUGAUGGGUAACAAUACUACGGAUUUUGACCACGCUCGGUGGCUCUAUCAGACCAAAGGAACCUACGGUUAUGGUAAUGCCGUGUGGCCCAAAGAUGAUGGCUACGGCGGCAACGACGGCGGGGGCGGGAAGGGCAACCCCACCAACAAUGUGGGUGUGGUACCUGAAUUCAAUGACAAAUCCCGUCGUCCUUUGUCGCGCAAAGUUCACAUCUCAGCUGGGAUUCUCUCACCUUACAGGUUGCUAGUCGCCAUUCGUAUGGUAGUCCUUGGCAUGUUUUUGGCAUGGCGUGUUAGGCAUCAGAACCAAGACGCCGUGUGGCUAUGGGGAAUGUCUGUUGUUUGCGAGAUUUGGUUUGCUUUCUCCUGGAUUUUGGAUCAGCUGCCCAAGCUCUGCCCCAUCAAUCGCAUGACGGAUUUGAGUGUUUUGAAGGACAAGUUCGAGACACCUCGGCCGGAGAAUCCUACUGGUCGGUCUGAUUUGCCUGGUGUGGAUGUAUUCGUCUCAACAGCAGACCCCGAGAAGGAGCCUCCACUUACCACGGGUAACACUAUUCUGUCGAUACUUGCGUCUGAGUAUCCUCUGGAGAAGCUUGCAAUCUAUCUUUCAGACGAUGGAGGUGCGCUUCUAUCGUUUGAGGCUUUAGCAGAGGCUGCUAGUUUUGCACGGAUCUGGAUUCCGUUUUGCCGGAAGCACAAAAUUGAGCCCCGCAAUCCCGAGACCUACUUUCUCUUGAAAGGAGAUCCUACCAAGGGAAAGACCAGGCCUGAUUUCGUGAAGGAUAGGCGUCGUGUCAAGAGAGAGUACGAUGAAUUCAAAGUGCGUGUUAAUGGACUUCCUGAAGCGAUCCGACGUCGCUCAGAUGCUUACAACUCGCAUGAAGAAAUUCGUGCAAAGCGAUCACAGAUUGAAACGGGAGCCGAUCCUUCGGAACCUCUCAAUGUGCCCAAGGCCACUUGGAUGGCUGACGGCACUCACUGGCCUGGGACGUGGACACAGUCUGGGAAGGAGCAUGGACGUGGAGACCACGCCGGUAUCAUUCAGGUAAUGCUUGCCCCUCCUACCCACGAGCCUCUGAUGGGUAGCGCAGACGAGGAGAAUCUGAUUGACACUACCGAUGUUGACAUUCGACUACCAAUGCUUGUUUAUGUGUCUCGUGAAAAGCGGCCCGGAUAUGACCAUAACAAAAAAGCUGGAGCUAUGAAUGCCCUUGUGCGAACAAGUGCCGUCAUGUCCAACGGACCCUUCAUCCUCAAUCUGGAUUGUGAUCAUUACAUUUUCAACUCCCUCGCUAUCCGAGAAGCUAUGUGCUUCUUCAUGGACAAGGGCGGAGACCGUCUUGCGUACGUCCAGUUUCCUCAACGAUUCGAGGGUGUGGAUCCCAACGAUCGAUACGCCAACCACAACACUGUCUUCUUCGACGUGAACAUGAGGGCUCUAGAUGGACUCCAAGGUCCUGUCUAUGUGGGAACUGGAUGUGUUUUCAGAAGAAUUGCGCUCUACGGUUUUGAUCCUCCCAGGUCUCGCGAACACGGAGGAUGCUUCGAUUUCUUCUGUUGUUGCUGCGCUGGGAGCAAGAACAAGAAUCAGAUUAUGCACACGAAGCGAGUAAACGAGGUGACAGGCCUGACUGAACACACUAGUGAUGAGGACGACGAUCUUGAGGCGUCAAUGCUUCCCAAGAGAUACGGUGCCUCUGUUGUGUUUGCCUCCUCGAUUGCAGUUGCUGAGUUCCAAGGACGGCCGCUAGCCGAUAAGGGUGUCCUAAAUAGUCGCCCAGUCGGUGCGCUUACAGUUCCAAGGGAGCCUCUGGAUGCCAGUACCGUCGCUGAGGCUAUUAAUGUAAUCUCGUGCUUCUAUGAGGAUAAAACAGAGUGGGGUGGUCGUGUGGGAUGGAUUUACGGCUCCGUCACAGAAGAUGUGGUCACUGGUUUCCGUAUGCACAACCGUGGCUGGCGCUCAAUCUAUUGUGUCACCAAACGUGAUGCCUUCAGGGGUACUGCUCCAAUCAAUCUGACGGAUCGUUUGCAUCAAGUGCUACGGUGGGCUACGGGAUCCGUGGAAAUUUUUUUCUCUCGGAAUAAUGCGUUCUUUGCCUCUCCUCGGAUGAAAUUUCUUCAGCGAAUCGCUUACCUCAACGUCGGCAUUUACCCCUUCACCUCAAUCUUCCUUUUGGUCUAUUGCUUCCUUCCUGCACUUUCCCUCUUCACUGGUCAGUUCAUCGUCCAAACCCUCAAUCUUUCCUUCUUAGUCUACCUUCUCAUCAUCACCGUUACCCUCUGCAUGCUCGCCAUUCUCGAAGUGAAAUGGUCGGGUAUUACGCUCGAGGAGUGGUGGCGUAAUGAGCAGUUCUGGGUCAUUGGAGGUACCAGUGCCCACGUCGCUGCGGUUAUUCAGGGUCUGCUCAAGGUCAUGGCCGGAGUCGAGAUUUCCUUCACUCUAACAUCGAAGUCGGCUGGAGAGGACGAAGAUGACAUCUACGCAGAUCUUUACGUAGUGAAGUGGACAUCUCUCAUGAUUCCUCCCAUCACUAUCGGUCUCACCAACAUCAUCGCCAUUGCUGUAGGCGUCUCCCGAACCAUCUACAGCGAGAUCCCCGAGUGGAGCAAGCUCAUUGGAGGCGUGUUUUUCUCUCUGUGGGUGUUGUUCCAUCUCUACCCCUUCGCCAAGGGUCUCAUGGGCAAGGGGGGCAAGACGCCCACCAUUAUUUACGUCUGGGCCGGUUUGUUAUCCGUCAUCAUAUCCCUACUCUGGCUCUACAUCAGUCCCUCUGCGAACAGGACAGCACAAGCUGGUGACGGCGGUGGCUUUCAGUUCCCCUGAACACUCCAAAUUGGUGUUCAUGUUACGCCAGCACAUUCCCGAUGUGCCGAUCAAUUUUUUGCCAUGGCUUGGAGUGCUGGUGUCCGUCCUGUUGCAGAGCAAACGUCAACCACUAUUCUCAUUGGCAGCUGAUGUGGCAGAGUGCCUUAAAGCUGUUGUUGCAGCUCUUUUCUUUCUGGAGGGAUAGUAAGCACGUAUAUGUAUAAGUGAGGAAGAAAGAGCCAGAAGAGAUAAAGACGCUCUAUAUUCGCUCCACGUCGGUGUACAAUAGCGAAUCAACCAUUCUUUUGAUUUAUGUAGAGUGAGAGAGAGUUGGAAUCUGGUAAUCUUUGAGGAUAUCUUCUUGCGCAGAUAAUGUAAGUUACACUGCUGCCUUUGGUGGUCUCCCUUUCAGAUUGAGGCGAGCUCUAGGUCUGCGAGUUAUGCGAUCGUUGCGAUGACAUGAGAGGGAGAAUGUGAGGGUUUAGCCGUCCCUCCUUUGCCGAAUAAGAUGUAGGCAAAUUCCAAGUGAAAAAAUUUCCUAGUUAUCAUAAACCCGACUCUCGUGUGGGCAGGGCCUUCUUGCAUUGAUUUGUUAGUCCGCUCAUCACCACAAUAUUGCUCCGAGGAACCGGCGUUCUAUAGCGGCAUCUGCAGUGUCAAAGAAAUCUUAGUCUCGUCAGACUGAUGACAUUGCGGAUGGAAAUCUUUGUAGCCUAUAUAAUAAAAUCCUAAAACAAUCAGUUCUCAAUGUC
Molecule: messenger RNA, 4811 nt
Organism: Physcomitrium patens
Lineage: Eukaryota; Viridiplantae; Streptophyta; Bryopsida; Funariales; Funariaceae
Product: cellulose synthase-like protein D3
Biological process (GO): cellulose biosynthetic process
Cellular component (GO): membrane
Molecular function (GO): cellulose synthase (UDP-forming) activity
Source: RefSeq, a predicted model, not a curated record